This is a messenger RNA of Malania oleifera, 2137 nucleotides long. RefSeq names its product GATA transcription factor 8-like. The record is from RefSeq and is a predicted model, not a curated record. The transcript is spliced from 4 exons. Gene Ontology annotation, biological process: positive regulation of DNA-templated transcription. Gene Ontology annotation, molecular function: sequence-specific DNA binding; zinc ion binding. Gene Ontology annotation, cellular component: nucleus. NCBI's taxonomy places the organism in Eukaryota, Viridiplantae, Streptophyta, Magnoliopsida, Santalales, Ximeniaceae. Bases 521 to 1594 code for a protein of 357 amino acids.
AACUUCGCAUGCUCCUCUCUCCUCUAAGGUGUCUCUCUCUCUCUCUCUCUGUUAAAGGGUUUUUCUUAUUUUUUAUUUUUUGAGUUUUGGGUCUGCAACGCAAUGGAGGACUAGUUGGGGGUUUAAUUCGGAGUUGUGGGUGCUAGGGUUUUGUCACUGUCCCCUUGUUUCUCUGCCGUUGGGGUUUUUUUUUUGGUUUCUUGGAGUUCUCGCCCAGAGCUGAUGUGAGUUUUGGGGGAUUUUCAUUUGGGCGGGAUUUAGGGUUUAAGCUCAGGGUUUUAGCUAGGUCUCUUCAAUUUCCCUCUCCGGUUACGGAAAAAAGAAAAAAAAACUUUUCGAAUACCACCGUUCUGCCUUCGCUGAAGCUCUCUCCAUUUUGGCUCUUCAUUUCAAGCCCUCAGAGAAAAAAAAAAAAAAAAGAAGCCAUUUUUCUUGGCACAGAUUAAUUGAAAAUUUGAGUUUUGCUAAGUGCCGCUGAAGAAAAGCUGUGUGCAAAAAACAAGCAAAAUCAGGCAAGAAAAUGAUUGGACCCAACUUCAUGGAUGAGAUAGACUGCGGAAGUUUCUUCGACCACAUCGACGACCUGCUUGAUUUCCCCGCAGACGAUGCUGCAACCGGGUUGGCUGGCAAAGACUCUGAUGCUUUCCCCAGCAUUUGGCAAAACCCCUCCGAUGGAUUACCGGCCUGUAAUUCGGUUUUCUCCGGUAACAGCACUUCCGACCUCUCAGCCGAACUGCAUGUUCCGUAUGAAGACAUGGUUCACCUUGAAUGGCUUUCGAACUUUGUGGAGGAUUCAUUUUCUGGGGGAAGCAGCGCUGGGCUCGACAAAGAAAACUACUCCACCAUUAACAAGGACUCAUCCCAUCGCCAAUUCCAGACAUCCAGCCCAGUGUCUGUGCUUGAAAGCAGCAGCUCCUCUUCGGGAGGGAAGAGCCCUGACUCUGAUGUUCUGGCUCGCACCAAGCCUGGACGUGCUCGCAGCAAGCGUCCUCGCCCUGCAAGCUUCAACCCUCGCCCAGCUAUUCAACUGAUAUCCCCUACCUCCUCCUCUGCUGGAGAUACCCCACAGCCAUUUGUUGCCCCCAAAGUCCCAGAGUCUCAGAAUUUUGCAGACUCCCAUCCUUUGAAAAAAAAGAUUCCAAAGCCAGUUAACGGUGCAGGAGAGCAGAAGAUAAAGAAAAGGAAAAUAAAAUUGUCACUUCCUCUGGGUCCUGUGGAGAUGAAUCAAAAUAAUCCACCAUUGCAGUCUGUUCGAAAAUGCAUGCAUUGUGAGAUAACGAAGACACCUCAAUGGAGGGCAGGUCCAAUGGGGCCUAAGACACUGUGCAAUGCCUGUGGUGUUCGCUACAAGUCGGGACGGCUCUUCCCAGAAUACAGGCCUGCAGCAAGUCCCACAUUCGUUCCAGCCUUGCACUCCAAUUCCCAUAAGAAAGUUCUUGAAAUGAGGUGCAAGACGGAUGAGAAGCCAGCAGGUGUGCCUGCGGUUGGGACUGCAACCCCCACCAGCACCACAUCGAGCCCCAGCAGCUCCACCACCACCGCUACACCGCCAGAACUAAUUCCGAACAGCAGCAUUUCGCUGGAUUACAUGUGAGGGAGGAUGGGGGAGAAAAUGUUCUUAGUUGGGAUCUCUCUCUCUUCGCAGCUUGAUUCCCUCUUCCUUUCAUUGUCUUAUUCAGUUGCAGUUAUUUCAUUUCUUCGUUCAUUUGUUUUAAUCUUGUACAGAGAUGGAAUGGGAGGGGGGGUGAUAGGAGGAGCUUAUAGAUGGUCAUAUUUUAGCUAGUAGAGUAAAGGAUUGAAAUGAGAAAAACUGAAAAGGGUAGAGAGGAAUGGGAAGUCUAGGGCUAAGAUUUUAGGUUUUUUAGUGGAUGGGUAGGUCCUAAGGUCUAAGGUCUUAGGUGUUGAGUCUGUUCUUUCUUUAUUUUGUUUUAUUUCUUUUUAAAAUUCCUCAUGGGAAUUCUUUUUGCAGUCCAAAUGUUCACUAGGAAACUCUGAGAUGAGUUAUGGGUUUGAAAUCUUGUUAUGCUUUAUUUAAAUGCUUUGCCCUGCAAUGUAGUAGUAGACCCUGCUUUUUUCCUUACAUGUUUCAGUGUCCAGCUCACAUCUUCUUUCAAUACAGCUGUUAUAAUUCUUUCUA